GAGAGCGUGGCAGUGUAGCACCCGCUCUCACAGUGUAGCCCGAGACUCGUUCUGACACACCAGAGAGUUUUGUAUCUACAUCUCUUAAAUAAAUGUCACUCUUCCUAAUAGUUAACAGCUGCAGUUCUUCAACUGAACAUUCUCCAAUAGAGCUCUGCGUUUAUUUCAAGCUGUUGUCAUUUCUUGGUGUUAGCAGAGCAUGUGCUCCUUUUACCCGGGAAAGGCAGUUGUGGAGAUGGGUCUUGGCUUUGAUGCUGUGCCCAAGUCGCAGCACCUAGCUGACAGCCAUGAUUUCUGUAGUGGUGGAGAGAGGCACUGGCAUGAGUUGGUAGCGGGUGUCAAGACUUCCAUGUUCUGAUGGCUUGGAGUGACACUGGCUGAGCUCCUGAACCUUUAUUGCUCCACUGUUCUCGCCAUAAAAAUGGGUGUAAUGCCUGUGUGGUGGCCAGCUGACUUCGGUGGAAGCUUCUGAAGUGUUGUGGGGGCAGCCAAAGCCAGCCCCCAGCCCACAGAGCAUGACGAGUCCUGACAGGAGUCCUGUCACAGCCUGGCAGUCACUUGUCCACAGCCAGCUUUCCUUUAUCAGCUUGCUUGCUGCUUUCGCUCUUUUCCUGGUCUGUCCUUUCACCAGCAGAAAUGUGGAAAAACCAGUUCUGUGGUUAGUUGCUGCACUUCCCUCCACGCCCAUGGGGCAGGUCUCCUCCUCCUCAGUCCUCACGCACAGUCUGGGUGCACUUCAGCCUCCAGCCUCUUUGCCCCUGCCUGUGCUCAGCCGGCUCAGGUGCACGACAGGCCUCUCCGCCCUUUCCAUUUACCUUAACCUUCCUCUUGUCCCUCUGGCUGCCACAGCUUGUCUCUCUGGUGGCUCCUUCUCGCCUGGAUAACGCAGUGGGGUGGCCUGCAGGUGCAUAAGGUGAAGGAGGCUGCCCUCCUGGCCCUGUCCUGUCCUGCCUGGAGGGAUACCAUUCCGAGGUGAUGGCUGGAGGGAACGAGCGGAGCAUGAAGGCCCUGAAGGAAGUGUGGAAAAGAGCAGAGAACUCUUUGUGUGCGGAUUGCGGGAAGCCAGAUCCUGACUGGGCAUCCUCAACUUUGGGUGUCUUUAUAUGCCUCAGCUGUUCAGGAAUUCACCGCAACAUCCCUAGCAUCAGCAAAGUCAAAUCCCUGAAGAUGGACUACUGGGAUGAUGCUCAGGUGCAGUUUCUGGCCAAGCAUGGGAAUGCUGUGACUAAAGCCAUAUAUGAAGCUCACAUCCCUAUUUACUAUUACCAGCCAACCUACAAUGACUGCCAAGUGCUGAGAGAACAGUGGAUACGGGCCAAAUAUGAACGUAAAGAAUUCACUGAGCCGGGAAAACAGCUGCCAUAUUCUGAUGGGGUGAAGGAAGGCAUCCUUUGGAAGCGUGGUCGAGACAACGGACAGUUCCUACCCCGCAAGUUCCUCUUGUCUGAGAGAGAAGGAUGUCUGAAGUAUUUCACCAAGCAGGAUGCCAAAGAACCCAAAAUCAAUGUUAAAAUAGAUGUAAUCAAUGCUACAUUCCAACCAGAGAAGAUUGGGAACCCCAAUGGCCUGCAGAUCACCUACCUCAAAGACAAUAAGACCCGGAAUAUAUUUGUCUACCAUGAAAGUGGAAAGGAGGUGGUGGACUGGUUCAAUGCCAUCCGCUCUGUGCAGUUCCAUUACCUGAAGGUAGCAUUUCCCAUUGCCAGCGAUAAUGAGAUUAAAAAUCGUCUCACAAGAAACUUCUUGAAGGAGGGAUACAUGGAGAAGACUGGUCCCAAGGACGCAUUUGCUAAGGGUGAGGUAUUUGUGGGCAGUGGAGAGAAUGGAUAUAGUGUCCAGAAGGGAUUGCCUUCAGGGACACAGGGCAACUUCUCUUGGCACUACGGCAUCACCAUUGUCACCCCUGACCGGGAAUACCUCUUCACCUGCGAGACAGAGACUGACCAGCUGGAGUGGAUCAGAGCCUUCACUAGUGUCAUCAACCAGGCCAUGACACCACAGGAAUAUGCAAUUGAAGCCUACUUCAAGUUUAAAUCCUAGGAAGCCAUGCAGGAAUCUCACUAUGACUGAACUCUACCUGGUCCUAUUGGGUGGCUGUCAGGACAGGAGAGGAGAUUGACAUCAGAGAAACACAGUGCUCUUGGAGCACCCUUUGAAGCACUUUUGCCCUCAUAGAGUAUCCACUUUGUUUUGAGGGCCCAAUUAAGCUGCUUCUUUUCGAGUGCGAGAUUUUGUGCAUCUGAAUCCUCAGUACAACCUGUCCCUGUUAAAUUGCUGUCAUCUGACUGGAUGCUGACAGGUCUUGCCUGUCAGCUGGGCCUUGGAAACUUUGGCACUUACUAUGUUGGACGUGAGACCCUCCAUGAAACCACAGCCACCCACCUGACACAAGACAAGAGCUGCCUGGCUGGAGCCAGGCACCACAGCGGGUUACAGGGGCUGCUGGACUAAAAGAGCCUGUUCCUUUACAAGAAAUAUCAUACCUGCUGACGACAGAGAUGUGAAACUUCUAGAUAUUUGAUCAGCUAGUGCAGUGGUUGAGAAAGGUCACUUAAAAGAUGUAACCUAACAACCAAAUGUGAGGCUUGUUUCCUUCUGCCAUGUAUGGGCUUGAAAGCUUCUUCAGAUGACAUUUGUUUGCAGACCUUCCUCCAAAUACUUCAGAGACGAUUAAGAGAUCAUCUCAAAAAUAAUGUGGAUAUACAUUUGGGUAUGUGGAUAAUGUGUGUGCACACACAUAACAAAAAGUGAUGGAGGCAGAAUACUGCCCUAGGGAAGAUACUGUGAGGGAUCUUCAUGCCAGCUGCCAAACUCGAGUCUCUAUCAGACCAAUGGAGAGGGGUUGGGUCUUGCAAAGAGAAGCUGAUAAUGUGUGUAGAGUUCAGAGUCUGCUGUCUGUACUAGAGCCUAGGGUUGAUGCUGAAUAUAGUAAUACAUGGAUCUCUGCUCCCUCAUUCCCUGUAUGUCAAAGACCUGGCACUUUCAUUCUGCCCUGCACAUUGCAUAUAUUUAUCUUGUCCAUCACACAUACAUGUCUGUAUGUUCAUGUUCUAUUGGUAACAGUUAGCCUAAAACACUAAAUCAACCCGUGAUUCGUGUCUUAAAGCUCAUCUCUCAAAGCUCUCUUGGGAGAGAUGUGCUUCACAUGCUGGAAGGAGUAGCUGAGUUCUGCUGGUGACUGUAGUAUCUGAUGUGUUUGCAGUUUUAUGCAGGCAGUGUGAGAGAAGGUAUCUCAUGUGUUAAGGGGAGCUAGCUGGAAUUAAUGAAACAGCCAGUAUUUUAAUUAGCUCCUAAAGAAAUAAUUUAAAAAUACCAUUGUAAUUUAUUUUAACUUCCUAAAUUAGCUGACAUGUUAACUGCUGAGGUAUGAGGUGGUUUCUUAGAAAAAAGUACAGAUGAUCAAACAAACAGCCAUAGCCGUUCAUUGUAUUUCCUGGGGCAUGUGGACUGUGAUUAUUCCCAUCAGAGCCAAAUGGGCAGAUUCACAGCACCCCUCUGCUCCUCUGGGGACCCCACUCUGUGCCAUGACCACCACAAUCUGUUGGGAGCAUCAACUUUCUGGAUGAGUAGAAGCAUUACUCACCCUGCCACCAUGAUGCAAUGGAAAUAUCCACCUAAAAGUAUAUUUUCACUGCAUUUUGCUGAUCUCUCCUAGUUUGGAGCAUGAUUUUCCUGAAAACCAAAGGUCAUUGCACAGUGUGGGGAGUACUGAUGGGAUGCCUCCUCCUCCUCCCGUUUGCUGUUGAAUUACCACUGCUGGAUAUGAGCAGAGGCAUUUGACUCAGCCGCAAUGAAGCUCAUACACUGAUGAUGCAAAAGAGUGUGGCUGGAGCAGCCUGAAACCCUGAACAGAGUGCCUGUAGUGUGGCACAGCUGUGUCUGCUCCGCAAAUCCUGUCCCACCGUGUCUUCCUGGAGACAGCGAGGGAAGGGCCGGGAGCAUCGGGCGCGGCUGUCGUGCCAUGGUGGCUCGCUAGAAGGCGGUGGUGCCUCUGCAAUGGCUUCUGCUCCCCGCUCUGAGGCCAGGCAGCUGCCCGGGGCUUCGAGGGAAGGAGGGGGAAAGCUUAGAGGAGGAGGAGGAUGGUCUUUGUGGAGAGGAAGGAAAAACCGAGUUUAAAAUAUCCAGUCCUUUGAGUCUCUGGGAGCUUGCUGCUGACUUGAGGGCAAAGGUGGAAAAGGGCCAGGACAGAAAACUUGAAAGGUGCUACCAUCUGGUGGGCCUGCUCGCAAACUGGGGACUACAUCCAAACCUCAAAGGGCCCUGAAGUCCUUGGGAGGGAGCAGGGGACAGGUUCUUUCAGUCUGGCUUGGCUGGGGAGAGCUGUGUGGUUGCUCCCUGCCUAUUGCACUUCCAGGGCUGGCCCUUGUUUCCCUUCUAAAGCCACAGCAUGAUGCUUUCCCUCCCUGCCAUAUUGUGGAGUCUUGUCUUUCAGUUGUCUCCUGUCUCAAACGAGGACAUCUGUAAAAGGAGAAAUGGGAAAAAGAAAGGGAAACAAGAACAAGGAGGAAGACAGAGCAGGAUAAAGAUGUGGGGGAAGAAAGCAUGUCUGCCAGAAAGAGGAGGGAGCCAGGGGGG
Messenger RNA from Passer montanus (Eurasian tree sparrow), 4575 nucleotides. Its product is annotated as arf-GAP with dual PH domain-containing protein 1-like. Gene Ontology annotation, molecular function: GTPase activator activity; phosphatidylinositol bisphosphate binding. Gene Ontology annotation, biological process: positive regulation of GTPase activity. The record is from RefSeq and is a predicted model, not a curated record. Lineage: Eukaryota; Metazoa; Chordata; Aves; Passeriformes; Passeridae. Bases 976 to 2040 code for a protein of 354 amino acids. Gene Ontology annotation, cellular component: plasma membrane; intracellular membrane-bounded organelle. The transcript is spliced from 10 exons.